Lemur catta (Ring-tailed lemur) is the source of this 3358-nucleotide messenger RNA. RefSeq names its product methylenetetrahydrofolate reductase (gene MTHFR). Gene Ontology annotation, cellular component: cytosol. Gene Ontology annotation, molecular function: methylenetetrahydrofolate reductase [NAD(P)H] activity; FAD binding. Gene Ontology annotation, biological process: tetrahydrofolate interconversion. NCBI's taxonomy places the organism in Eukaryota, Metazoa, Chordata, Mammalia, Primates, Lemuridae. The coding region runs from base 408 to 2498 and encodes 696 amino acids. The transcript has 12 exons. The record is from RefSeq and is a predicted model, not a curated record.
CCCACAACACAGUCUUGUUGGAGUAGGAUGAACUCAGAAGAAAUUUGACUGCAAAGUUAAACUCUCACCCCUUCUUUCCUGCACACAAACUGUUCCAAGUAACAGGAGAUGUCCAGGCAGGGCCAGCCAGAGCGAGCUAUUCCUUCUUUGGAGAGUGACCCAGUGGCCGUGAACGUCUGUUGGCCUCAUCUCCACCAACCCCUGGAGACUCAGCCCUAGUCCUCCUCCUUCCAUCUGCCGCUUCCGACUAGAGCCCCAGCCCUCCCUCUUCUGCCUGGAAACCUUGCCCCCGCCCCCUUGCUCGGCUCAAGGCUCUUCCUUUGUCAAAGCUCCACCCAGUUGUACACACCCGCUGGGGAAGGUUCCUCUGUUCCCUCCCCACUCAGUCUGGGUCUGAGCUGACAGAGAUGGACCAUCGAAAAGCCAAGGUCCUCCCAGCUGUGCACCACUGCCCCUCCCUAGGAAUGCGGGCCUCCGAGGCCGGCAGCAUGAGAUUCUCUGUACCACCUUCCAUCAGCAGGAACCCGGCCAUGGUGAAUGAGGCCAGAGGGAGUGGCGGCCUCAACCCCCACUCAGAGGGCAGCAGCAGUGGCAGCGAGAAUUCCAAAGAUAGUUCGAGAUGUUCCACGCCGGGCCUGGACCCCGAGCGGCAUGAGAAACUCCGGGAGAAGAUGAGGCGGAGGAUAGAAUCUGGUGACAAGUGGUUCUCCUUGGAAUUCUUCCCUCCUCGAACUGCUCAAGGAGCUGUCAACCUCAUCUCAAGAUUUGACCGGAUGGCAGCAGGUGGCCCCCUCUUCAUAGAUGUGACCUGGCAUCCCGCAGGGGACCCCGGCUCAGACAAGGAGACCUCCUCCAUGAUGAUUGCCAGCACUGCUGUGAACUACUGUGGUCUGGAAACCAUCCUGCACAUGACCUGCUGCUGUCAGAGCCAGGAAGAGAUCACGGGCCAUCUGCACAAAGCCAAGCAGCUGGGCCUGAAGAACAUCUUGGCGCUGAGGGGAGACCCCACCGGUGACCACUGGACAGAGGAGGAAGGAGGUUUCAACUACGCGGUGGACCUGGUGAAGCACAUCCGAAAUGAGUUUGGUGACUACUUUGACAUCUGUGUGGCAGGUUAUCCCAAAGGCCACCCUGAAGCAGAGAGCCUUGAGGCCGACCUGAAGUACUUGAAGGAGAAGGUGUCCGCCGGAGCCGAUUUCAUCAUCACGCAGCUGUUCUUUGAGACUGACACGUUCCUACACUUCGUUAAGGCUUGCACCGACAUGGGCGUCACCUGCCCCAUCCUCCCGGGGAUCUUUCCUAUUCAGGGCUAUCACUCCCUCCGGCAGCUUGUGAAGCUGUCUAAGCUGGAGGUGCCACAGAAGAUCAAGGACGUGAUUGAGCCAAUCAAAGACAAUGAUGCUGCCAUCCGCAACUAUGGCAUCGAGCUGGCUGUGAGCCUGUGCCAGGAGCUUCUGGCCAGCGGCUUGGUGCCAGGCCUCCACUUCUACACCCUCAACCGAGAGAUGGCCACCACAGAGGUGCUGAAGCGCUUGGGCAUGUGGACUGAGGACCCCAGGCGUCCCCUGCCCUGGGCUGUCAGUGCCCACCCCAAGCGCCGGGAGGAAGAUGUACGUCCCAUCUUCUGGGCCUCCAGGCCAAGGAGUUACAUCUACCGCACCCAGGAGUGGGACGAGUUCCCCAACGGCCGCUGGGGCAAUUCUUCCUCUCCAGCCUUUGGGGAGCUGAAGGACUACUACCUCUUCUACCUGAAAAGCAAGUCCCCCAAGGAAGAGUUGCUGAAGAUGUGGGGGGAGGAGCUGACCAGUGAAGAAAGUGUCUUUGAAGUCUUUGUCCACUACCUCUCGGGAGAGCCAAACCAGAACGGCCAUAAAGUGACUUGCCUGCCCUGGAAUGAUGAGCCCUUGGCGGCCGAGACCAGCCUGAUGAAGGAGGAGCUGCUCCGAGUGAACCGGCAGGGCAUCCUCACCAUCAACUCGCAGCCCAACAUCAACGGGAAGCCGUCCUCCGACCCCAUCGUGGGCUGGGGCCCCAGUGGGGGCUACGUCUUCCAGAAGGCCUACUUAGAGUUCUUCACUUCCCGAGAGACAGCGGAAGCAAUCCUGCAAGUGCUGAAGAAGUACGAGCUGCGGGUUAAUUACCACAUUGUGGACGUGAAGGGUGAAAACAUCACCAAUGCCCCAGAGCUGCAGCCGAAUGCCGUUACUUGGGGCAUCUUCCCUGGGCGAGAGAUCAUCCAGCCCACAGUGGUGGAUCCCAUCAGCUUCAUGUUCUGGAAGGACGAGGCCUUCGCCCUGUGGAUCGAGCAGUGGGGCAAGCUGUACGACGAGGAGUCCCCGUCCCGCAUGAUCAUCCAGUACAUCCACGACAACUACUUCCUGGUCAACCUGGUGGACAACGAGUUCCCACUGGACAACUGCCUGUGGCAGGUGGUAGAAGAUGCACUUGAGCUUCUCAACAGGCCCACCCAGAGUCAGAGGGAGGCGGAGGCUCCGUGACCCUGUGUCCUGACAUCCUGAGCUGGGGGGCACUCGUGUCCUGUGUCCCACCUUCCUCCUUCCUAGUCCUGGUUCUCCCAGGAACCCCACUCCUUUGUUCCUCGCCGAGCCCUGACCUGCACUGCCAGACGUGACGAUGGCAGCUGGACUAAUGUGAGGCUCCCAGGCUCUGGCUGGACCUUAGCUGGCCCCACAUAGGAGCCAGGUGCUCCCUGCACUAGCCAGGAGUGUGUGCUGUGUUGGUGGGUGCACCUGCACCCUGCAGAGGACCACAGUGGGGGGGCACACCACCCUCCCUGAGAAGGAGGGAGACUGGCUGUUGCUAGCUGAGCCCUGGAACCAAGGCAGCCUCUAGGAGCCAGCCUGGUACUCCCAGUGAACGUGCACUUGGGGCCCACGUAAUACAGGCAAAGCACACAUGGGCAACAGGCGUUGGUGGCAUUGUAGAAGAGAUGUGGCAAAGGGAAGGUGCUGCACCUUCGCCCCUCCUAGACGUUGGCAACCAGGCCCCACCUGCUUGUGACUGAAGGGGCAAACACUGCCCUGCCUAGUACUUGCCGUCCACAGCACCAGGCCCCUGGAUGGGCUUGGGCUGACGCCUAACAAUGCAAGUGGCUCUCAAGUCUCCUCCCUGAGAGCUCAGCAGGGCUCCUCCCCUUUCUGCAAUGCAGCUUUUUGGAAUUGUCUCUGUAUUCUGAUGGCUCGAGAGAAAAAGCGCCCCCUUAAGGGUCGAAGCAGUCUGACCCCUUCAGCUUGGUGGCAGCCCUGGCCACGGAGGCAUCAUCUGCCCACUCACUGUCAAAGGCAAAGACGAGGUUCACCUCAGCAGAGGCCCCAGCUCUGCGUGGGGCUGUGCGGCA